AUGCCGGGCGUGUCGAGCUUCCGCUCAGUGACGACUUCCUUUAAACGUCUCGUGUUUGAAACCCAGCACGAAGGAAUUUUCUGGUGCAUGCUCUCUAUAGUUGAAUCUAGUGGUGUGCCCAGAGAGAGAGAGGGAGAGAAAAAGAGUGAAAUUCCACGCGCGGCGUCUAAAAUCCGUUGUCAUGAGUGGAGUGGGUUCAGUUCCGCUUCUGCCAUGAACUCGGCUUCAUCAUGGCUCAUGAAAGAGGACCACGGCAGACUGCUUCCUCAUUAUGCAAAUUGGUUAUUGCAGGGGCUGAGAGACUGCAAGAUGAACGCGGAAUUAUCCAACAAAGUCGCUCUCUUCAACCAAGUGGCGGACAAUCACAAGGAGAAGCAGAUGAUAAACCCUUUCUCCUCGUGGGAUGGCGCUUCUCACCGCCGCAAACUGGACAAAUCAGACGCUUCCUAUGGAAAGAGCAAAAAAGGAAAGGAUGGUCUUCAGCGAUCGAGGAAAACUAUAAUUACCGGGGUUUGUUUCCUGGGCAAACAAGAUGUGGAACAGCGGAAAGACCGAGCUGUUCCGACGACCCAGAUCAGGUCGUGUUCGUCGAAGACCCAUUAA
Molecule: messenger RNA, 603 nt
Organism: Notodromas monacha
Lineage: Eukaryota; Metazoa; Arthropoda; Ostracoda; Podocopida; Cyprididae
Source: the annotation of a GenBank genome assembly